CUUUCCUCCACUUUUUCUCGGAAGCCAGCGCGAGACCCACAAAAAGAUUUACUGCAACUGCCCGCCAAGGCGUCAAGAGAACGCUCCGUUGACAGCUCUCGGCAACCUGUUUGCAGUCAGCGCAUGCCAGAUCGUGCGGAGGCGCUCCAUGCGCUUCGAAGUGUGAACUCUGUUUCUACCUAAAAACCGACACACUACCCAGCUGCUGGACGGCUAGAUCAGUACACCCUACAACACCAACAUGCUCGCCUCAAUCCUCUCACGACGUCGUUUUCCGCGCCUUCGUCAGCCCAUAAGGCGCGUGCACGGCAGCCCAACGGUGGGCGCCACGCAUCUCCUAUCCAUCUUGCCACCAACAUACGCCCCCGACCCGGCGUCCGUAAACGCGCGACCAGAAUAUGACGUGGGGGAGUUCAGGCAGCCGACCAAGUUGGUGUGGAGAAACGCGCUGAACGAUCCGUGCAAACCGGCGUCGCUUGAUGCCUUCGGGACGACGGACUUUGAGCCGUCGGAGGAGCAGCAAGCCAUUUUGGACCAUGUGAGAGGAGGGACGAGCGACGUGGUGGUGUUGGACGCAAAGGCUGGGACCGGAAAGACCACCACACUUCUACGGACACUGCUCCAUAUGCCAAGUACUUGCCAGAACGUAGCGAUACUUGCUUACAACAAGGUUAAUGCUGACCUUAUUGCUGAGCGCGCCGCCGACAUAAAAAAGCGGCACGAACUACCGUUUUCGAUUACCGCUCGGACGUUCCACGGAGCCGGGCUCGAUGCAUGGACCGAAUACAUCCGCGGAGACGCCAGCUCCAUCCACGUCAACCCAGAAAAGUCAUGGCAAAUCUUUCAGGCGAUGCUGACGUGGGAUGCAAUCAUGCUCUAUGGGAACGAAGUCGCUCAGCUAGUGAGCAUGGCGAAGAUGCACUGCUUAGCUCCUGAACAUGCCUCGUUGAGCGGCAUAACGGUUCCAGACACCCCCGACGCAUGGAAAAAGUUAAUGACUUUAUACGACAUCAAGUGCAAGCCGGACGCCAAGGAGGAUAAACUUAUCGAUAUUGCUCAAAAGUGUCUCCGACGGUCUCUACAGCUGGCUGGAGGUUUGCAGGACGGCAACACGUUCUUCCGAAGGCGCCUAGCGACAACAACAUCUGCCUUGUUACAAGACCUGCGGGGCAUCGAAGACCUUCAAACCCAUAACGCGCAGCUCGCAUUCGAACUGCAUCACGGGGAUGGCAUGCCUAACAUGAACGAGUUUGCCAAGCGCCAGCUGGACAUGGCGAUCACUGCCUGCAGGCGGAGCAGGUUCGUGCUGGACUAUGACGACAUGCUUUACCUGCCGCUCGUGCAUGGGGCGCCGUUCCCAAAGUAUGACCACGUUCUAGUUGACGAGGCCCAGGAUAUGUCGCAUGCACGAGCGGCAGCUGUCCAAAAGAUGUGCGCACCGGGAGGCAGGCUGCUUCUUUUCGGAGACAACAGACAACGUAUCUACCAGUUUGCGGGCGCGACCCGGGACUGGUUUUCAGAAAUGCACGAUGAAGGAUUACGACAAGCCGGCAUUUCGGUUGAUGCACCAUACAAUUCAGCUAACUCGACAAAUCUCGGAUUCGGUCUUCCCCUCGCUGAGCAUCCCAGGCGGACUUAUACCCACGACGCGAACCUACCCGUCGCCGACGAUACCCAAACUUCCAACGCUUCCAAAAAACCAUGGGCGUCAGUCACCCUCCUCCCACUCUCCGUUACCCGCCGCUGUCCCCAGUUAGUGGUUAAGCUAGCCCAAACACUCGUUCCGGAAAUUCAAUCGGCGCCAAAUGCAAUCGAAGGCGAGAUCGUUUCGGAGCCAAAGUUCGAACUCGCUGAGUUUUUCCGUGGAGAAACAACCAUGGUGCUCGCGCGCAACAACCUGCCGAUCCUGAACUUUGCCUACUACCUGAUGGCCCAUGAUUUUCGCGUUCAGGUCCCCGGCCGUCACAUUGGAGAGGAUGUGAUGCACCUGCUCGAGUUUGCAUGUACAACAUUGGAAGUCAAGGACACCGACUGGACGGACGACUUGGCAGCAAAACUGUACCUCUUCCGCGAGUCGCUGACCGCGGAUACGUUGGAAGAACGCGUCGGCGAAAAGCUGGCCAUCGGCGGACUAGAGGCUUUCGACGACCGGCUAGACUCGAUCAUGACCAUCCUAACCUACUGCGUCGGCCGGUUUUCGCACUCGCGCAGCGUGCUCGAUCUCAAGAAGUACCUGCUGUACCGACAAAACGACCCUCCCGACGUGAUCCUCACCACCUUCCACAAAUCGCGCGGUCUCGAGAUGGACAACGUCGUCAUCCUCAACCAGAUGGACCACAUCAAAAAGUUCGACUCCUCACACCGCCGCACAUUCCGCAACCAAGACACCGAAGAAAACCUGAUGUACAUCGCCUACACCCGCGCCCGCCGCCGGCUCCGCUUCAUGGAAUGGCUACCGGAAGGCCAACACCAGUCCUACGAGUACGUCCGCUCGCGCGACAAGUGCCCGCUCACGGGCCACGUUGUCGAACACCGGAUACGACCCUACGUCACAACGGACCUACUCGAACGUGUGGAGAUGGAACGGGACGCGCAGGAGGCGUUGCGGAGGAACAACACCCCGGGUUUGGGGAUGAGUUCGAGGGAGUUGGAGAUGUUGACGGAGAUGAUCGAGGAGCAUGUCGCGAAAAAGAGGGUGGGGUGUGCGCCGGGGUUGACGGGUUGAUACCUCUCAGCUGAUUUCGGGUGCUUGCGUCUGUGGGACGCUUUUUAUCUUGUAAAUACGGUUUUCGUUCUUUUCUUGCCCUCCGGCGUGUUGAUCCGGCUUACGUAGGCGUUAUCCCGCUCCGCCUCCGUGGCCCUCGUCGCGGCGUUUCUACGUAGUACUUAUACCUUCCCCUUUUCAGGCGUUUUCGCCUUUGUUUUGCUAGCAUGCUGUGCUUGCUUUGUAAAUAGCUUGCUUUUUUCUGAAUAGGAAGACUUUUGUCUUUGAGAUGAAUACGAGGCUUCGUGUCUGUGUCCGCAACCCUUCCAUUUUCGCCAAAUGAGGGCAUA
Fimicolochytrium jonesii is the source of this 3054-nucleotide messenger RNA. Its product is annotated as P-loop containing nucleoside triphosphate hydrolase protein. Gene Ontology annotation, biological process: double-strand break repair via homologous recombination; replication fork processing. The record is from RefSeq and is a predicted model, not a curated record. Gene Ontology annotation, molecular function: DNA binding; hydrolase activity; 3'-5' DNA helicase activity. Gene Ontology annotation, cellular component: nucleus. The transcript is spliced from 3 exons. The coding region runs from base 242 to 2725 and encodes 827 amino acids. Lineage: Eukaryota; Fungi; Chytridiomycota; Chytridiomycetes; Spizellomycetales; Powellomycetaceae.